Molecule: messenger RNA, 918 nt
Organism: Aspergillus wentii DTO 134E9
Lineage: Eukaryota; Fungi; Ascomycota; Eurotiomycetes; Eurotiales; Aspergillaceae
Product: aminotransferase class IV
Exons: 2
Coding region: 1-918 (305 amino acids)
Biological process (GO): carboxylic acid metabolic process
Molecular function (GO): catalytic activity
Source: RefSeq, a predicted model, not a curated record
AUGUCAUCCAUGGAAAAAGUCUUCGCCGGCUACGCCGCCCGCCAGGCAGCCCUCACAGCCAGUACCAACCCCCUCUCCAAAGGCAUCGCCUGGAUCGAAGGCGAAUUCGUCCCUCUCUCCGAAGCCCGCAUCCCCCUCCUCGACCAGGGAUUCAUGCACAGCGAUCUCACAUAUGACGUUCCCUCCGUCUGGGACGGCCGGUUCUUCCGUCUCGACGACCACAUCACGCGCCUCGAAGCCAGCUGUCGCAAACUCCGUCUCCAACUGCCCCUUCCCCGAGACCAAGUCAAGCAGAUUCUCGUGGAGAUGGUGGCCAAAAGCGGUAUCCGCGAUGCCUUUGUCGAGUUGAUCGUCACGCGUGGUCUCAAGGGUGUCCGCGGCACAAAGCCAGAGGACAUCUCCAACAGUCUGUACAUGUUCGUUCAGCCGUACGUGUGGGUGAUGGAGCCGGAGGUACAGCGUGUAGGCGGAAGCGCCGUCAUCGCCCGCACUAACCUGCAAUGGGGCGAUUUGACGCGGGGUUUAUUCGAAGCCAGCGAUCGCGGCGCUAUGUAUCCGUUCCUCACAGACGGCGACGCCAAUCUCACCGAAGGAUCGGGGUUUAAUGUCCUCCUGGUCAAGGAUGGUGUGCUGUAUACGGCUGACCGAGGCGUUCUUGAAGGCGUGACGAGGAAGAGCGUGAUUGAUGUUGCGGUGGCGAGUGGGAUUGAGGUUCGCGUGCAGGUUGUGCCGGUGGAGAUGGCGUAUCAUUGCGAUGAGAUCUUUAUGAGUACGACGGCUGGAGGGAUCAUGCCGAUUACGAUGCUGGAUGGAGAGCCUGUCAAUGGGGGAGAGAUUGGACCGGUUACAAAGGCGAUUUGGGAUGGAUACUGGGAUUUGCACUACAAUUCGGGAUUUAGCUUUGAGAUUGCCUAUUAG